Messenger RNA from Ailuropoda melanoleuca (giant panda), 1111 nucleotides. It is a transcript of the gene NSMCE1, whose product is annotated as NSE1 component of SMC5/6 complex. The record is from RefSeq and is a predicted model, not a curated record. Gene Ontology annotation, biological process: double-strand break repair via homologous recombination. The transcript has 8 exons. Gene Ontology annotation, cellular component: nucleus; Smc5-Smc6 complex. Lineage: Eukaryota; Metazoa; Chordata; Mammalia; Carnivora; Ursidae. Gene Ontology annotation, molecular function: ubiquitin-protein transferase activity. The coding region runs from base 114 to 965 and encodes 283 amino acids.
CCCGCCCCGAAGGAGGAGCCGUGCCCGCCUUUCUGCUUUGGCCGCCGGCAGUGGGGGCUGCACCCGGGUACCGCGGUGGGUAAUCUGGGCGCAGGGCCGCGAGGCUGCCGGGGAUGGAAGAGGGCCGUGCAGAGAGGCGACGGAGGACGGAAGCUCCUUCGCACUCGCAGGGCGGUACCAGGAGGGCGGGUGUCAUGACUGAUGUCCACCGGCGAUUCCUCCAGUUGCUGAUGACUCACGGAGUGCUGGAGGAGUGGGACGUUCGGCGUCUGCAGAAGCACUGCUAUCGGGUCCAUGACCGCACUGCCGCCGUGGAGGAGCUGGAGGACUUUAUCAACAACAUUAACAGUGUCUUGGAAUCCUUGUAUAUUGAGAUAAAGAAAGGAGCCACCGAAGACGAUGGGAGACCCGUUUACGCGCUGGUGAAUCUGGCAACGACGUCUGUUUCCAAAAUGGCCUCAGAUUUUGCAGAGAAUGAGCUGGAUCUGUUCAGAAAGGCUUUGGAACUGAUUAUUGACUCCGACACCGGCUUUGCAUCUUCCACAAAUGUUUUGAACCUGGUGGAUCAGCUCAAAGGCAAGAAGAUGAGGAAGAAGGAGGCGGAGCAGGUGCUGCAGAAGUUCGUACAAAACAAAUGGCUCAUCGAGAAGGAAGGGGAGUUCACCCUGCACAGCCGGGCCAUCCUGGAGAUGGAGCAGUACAUCCGCGAGACGUACCCCGACGCCGUGAAGAUCUGUAACAUCUGCCACAGCCUCCUCAUCCAGGGUCAAAGCUGCGAGACGUGUGGGAUCAAGAUGCACUUACCUUGCGUGGCCAAGUAUUUCCAGUCCAGUUCCGAGCCACGCUGCCCCCACUGUAAUGACUACUGGCCCCACGAGAUACCAGAAGUCUUCGACCCUGAGAAGGAGCGGGAGGCUGGGCCCUCCAAGGUCAGCAAGAGGUCCUUGCGGUCCAGGCAGCACUAGUCGGCGCGCUGGCACAGGGCUCGCUGCCUUUGGGGGACAGCGGACAAGCCCUGUUUGGGAGACAAGCAUCAGUGUUUCACGUUGCACCUGAACCCCGGUCUUUGUGUUCACUUGUGAGCAGGUUUGGAAUAAAAGUUACUACGGAG